This is a messenger RNA of Argiope bruennichi, 3341 nucleotides long. RefSeq names its product potential E3 ubiquitin-protein ligase ariadne-2-like (gene ari-2). Bases 275 to 1714 code for a protein of 479 amino acids. The transcript is spliced from 14 exons. The record is from RefSeq and is a predicted model, not a curated record. Lineage: Eukaryota; Metazoa; Arthropoda; Arachnida; Araneae; Araneidae. Gene Ontology annotation, molecular function: ubiquitin conjugating enzyme binding; ubiquitin protein ligase activity; zinc ion binding. Gene Ontology annotation, biological process: positive regulation of proteasomal ubiquitin-dependent protein catabolic process; ubiquitin-dependent protein catabolic process; protein polyubiquitination. Gene Ontology annotation, cellular component: cytoplasm; ubiquitin ligase complex.
AUUAGAAGUGAAGUGGAAGUCAACAGAGCGAGCCGAUGGUCUGUUGAUAAAUGUGAACUGUUCGUUUAUAAGACCUAUUUUAAGUUAAUCAGCUGGUGCAAUUUUCUGUAUAGAAUUACAUUAUUCAUUUUUAUACUCUACUUCAAAAGUGUUUUUAAAUCAGCUUUCAGACCGUCAUAUUUAUUCUGAAUAAUACGUUGUAGAAAUAAUUGUUAAUAAAAACAUGUCGCAGUGAUUGUGCAUUGCAUUAAUUAUUUGAAAGAUAGUUUGGGCUAUGUCUACUGGAAAUUCAGAUAUUGAUGAAAGUGAUGAUGGCGAAGAAGGUUAUGAUUAUUACUACAAUAGUAAUGAAGAUACAGAAAUGGAGCCAAAUGACCCUCAUGCUGCAGACCCAGAAUAUUUUGAGUUCAUGUGCCUUUCCAAAGAAGAUGUCGAGAGGCUUUUUAAUGAAUGUGUAGAAAAUUUAUGUGCCAGUUUACCUAUUAAGCCUUCACUAGCCAAAUUGCUUCUACAUACACAUAGUUGGAAUACUUCUGAAAUAAUAACUAGGUAUAAAGAAGAUGCUUCAAAACUUUUAAUUGACUCUAGGAUAAAAGCUUCAAAACCAUCUGAGAUUGAUUCUCAGGCAAUUCGCAGUGCUAAGUCAUUACCAUGCUCUAUCUGUCUACUAAGUUUCUCAGGUGAGCAUUUUCGUGCUCUCACUUGUGGUCAUUGGUUUUGCAAAGAAUGCUGGGCUACACAUUUUGAAACUCAGAUUAGCCAAGGCAUUACAACAUCUAUGGAAUGUCAAGAUUGUAAUCUGCUGGUACCUGAAGACUUUGUUCUUAAUAUACUCAAUAAGUCCUCCUUGAGAGAAAAAUACCAACAGUUUUCAUUUUCAGAUUAUGUCAAAAGCCAUCCCAAACUACGUUUCUGUCCAGGUACAAAUUGUAGUACCAUAAUUUUUGCAAAGGAAUGUCAAUCAAAGCGGGUCAUAUGCAAAUUUUGUAAGACAAUUUUUUGUUUCAAAUGUGGAUCUGAUUAUCAUGCACCAACAGACUGUGAAACAAUUAAAAAGUGGCUAACUAAAUGUGCUGAUGACUCAGAAACUGCCAAUUAUAUAUCUGCUCAUACGAAAGAUUGUCCAAAAUGUAGUAUUUGUAUAGAAAAGAAUGGAGGCUGCAAUCAUAUGCAAUGCUAUAGUUGUAAAUUUGAUUUCUGUUGGAUGUGUUUAGGAGAUUGGAAUUCCCAUGGUAGUGAAUAUUAUGAAUGUAGUCGAUAUAAAGAAAAUCCUAACAUUGCCAAUGAAUCAGUGCAUGCUCAAGCUAGAGAAGCUCUUAAGAAAUAUCUUUUUUAUUUUGAAAGGUGGGAAAAUCAUGCUCGGAGCUUGCGCCUUGAAGAGGAAACUCACCAAAAGAUCAUAGAUCGAAUUAACGAAAAAGUGAUGGCAAGUGAAGGGACGUGGAUUGAUUGGCAAUAUCUGAGAAAUGCAGCUGCCCUUCUAGCAAAGUGUCGGUACACUCUUCAAUAUACUUAUCCAUAUGCUUAUUAUAUGGAGAAUGGUCCUAGGAAACAAUUGUUUGAAUAUCAGCAAGCUCAGCUGGAAGCAGAGAUUGAAAAUCUCUCUUGGAAAGUAGAAAGAGCUGAAAGCACAGACAGAGGGGAUUUAGAAAAUCAAAUGGACGUAGCAGAGAAACUCAGGACGACUCUAUUAAAAGAUUUCUUGUCUGUGUGAUGCAUCCUCUUUUUAACUGAAUGAAGUAUUUUUGUACACCAUUUUGUAAAAAAAAAGUCUCUGACCCCAUGGAUUUUAUUUUUGAAUCUUUCUCUGUAUUUAUUAGCAGUCAAUCUUAAUUUAAUUCAAUCUGUAACAGAGAAGUAAAGCAUUCAUCUGCCUGCUUGAUGUAUUCUCAGUUCAGUUCCAUCACAUGACAGCUGAGGCUCAAUUAGAAUCUUUUUACAUAGUAUUUAUUUUGUAAAAAGUUUUGUCUGGAGUUGCUUGUUCACAGAACUUUCAGCGCAUUAUCCUUCAUGAUGAUUAUGGAGGACAAGCUGUAUAAUGAGUAUUUGUAACUGUUUGAAUUGAUUUUUAAUAUGUGUCAGACUAUUAAUUUGUUGAAAAUCUUGUUGUAUAUUGUACAGUAAAAACCAUUUUCCUAAAUAAAACUAUGCCCUUUUUUUAGAAAGGUGUCUAUGUCUUAAUGUGAUUUUAUAUAUAUAUAAUAUUGUUUUCUAUCUGUACCUUUAAAUUUGUUUAUUAUUUUUACUGAGGUGUAUAAGAAAAUUAUUUAAACCUGCCCCCAUAUAAAUUAAUAAUUAUUUUUAUCUGUAUUUCAUUUUAAAUACAGAGUAUCUACUUUCAUUGUUACCCAAUAAUGAAUUUCUCUUCCAUUUGAAAUAGGUAUAUAUUACAUAUUAGAAAAGUGUUUUAAAUUAUUUCAAAAAUUUUAUUUUAAACUAAUUAGGGUUUCCUCACGACAAUAAUUGAGGUAAUCUAUGGUAUUCAUAUUUAGUUUCUUAAUUUGAUCAAUUUUGUCCAUAUAAAAGUGAAAUUUUUUUAAAUUUAAUAUAUUAAUAUGCCAAAAAUAGUUCAUUAAAUAUGACUAAAAGACUGUGGAACAAUAUAGACUUUUUAAUUUUUUCUGCAGUACAUUAACUAUAGAGCAUAAGACAUUAUUCUAUAUGUAAUUUAGAGCAUUUUUCUAACUGGCAAUAUAUAUAUAUCUUUUUAAUGGUUAAAAAUUAGCUAUUUGGCCAAGAUUAAAGUGGAUACUCUGCAUGACGUUUCAGGUAUUAUGUUUAUUUGUUCCGUCCUAAUUUCCUCCAUAAGCGCAUUAUUUAAAAAUUCAUUGCAAAUAUGGAAAUAUAUUUAUAUAAAAUGAUGCAUUACCUUUAAUCAACAUCUGUAUAUUAUGGCAUUAGAAUUACAAACUAGUCAUUAAAACUAUGCUAAUUUUCAAAUUAUCAAAACAAAAUCAAUUUAUCAAUAUGAUGCAGUGAAUUGAUAUGCACAAUUAAUUUUCAUUUUCAGUGCUUUACAGAUGCUUGCUCCAAACUUUUAUCAUUUGUAUAUUUAUAUUAAUAACAACUUUCAAAAAUGGAGAAAAAAAAGAUGAAAUUUAUGAAAAUGUGAUGUUUAUUUUUGUUGUCCUUUCUUACAUAAUUACUACGUGGCACUUCGGAAAAAGUAAAACAAAGAUGACAUGAAAUUAAAUGUUUAUAUAAGAAGAAAAUUGUUUUUGACAGCAUAGGUGUUUUUGUUGUUUUUCUCAUUCCUGGACAAAUUUUGUUAAGAUUUCUAUUUUUAAAAAAAACUUGUCAUAUGUUAAUAUAUUAAAAUACUUACUUUAAGCAUAGCAGUU